This is a messenger RNA of Poecilia reticulata (guppy), 2885 nucleotides long. The record is from RefSeq and is a predicted model, not a curated record. Lineage: Eukaryota; Metazoa; Chordata; Actinopteri; Cyprinodontiformes; Poeciliidae.
AGUUUAUCCAUUCUUUUUUUCAGAAUUUUAAACAUAUUUUUGUUAUGUAAUAUGUUUAGGGAACCGCAGCUAAGUUGGCAUAUUUAUACUGUCGCUGCUGGGGAAAAGUUUUUGUUCCCCCCUGACCUCCGUCUCCUCUGUAAACUAGUUCUCCUAUGCGCUCGGGUUCGGUUCGGUUCGGUUCGGUUCUGGUUCUGGUUCCCCUCGUGUCACAGCUAAACUAGAACCUGAUCUGUGUGUGCCUGUGCGAACUGGACCGAUCUGAACCAGGUUCGGUUCUGGAUCCCACAGAACGGUUGAUCGGCUCUUUCCGCCCUCGAGCUUCUAAGCGGUUGUCAUGGUGACCGGGUUCCCGCCGCUGGUCGCGCGCCGCAGUGAGUCGGAGGGAUGGUGAGUCACCGCGAGCUGCUCCGACGAACACGGAGCGGUACCAGUCGCGACCGACAACAGAACCAGAACCCCUAGACAGACCGAACCGCUGGCACCGACACCCGGACCGGGACCCGCCGGCGGUCUGCUGUCCGGCUGACCGCGGCCGAGGUCCGCAGUGACGUCACAUAUAGCGGUGUGUCGCGGGGACAUUAAUCGGGACACACUGUUGCUGAGCGCGAGGCCACGGCUGCAGCCAGCGGAACCGGUUCCGUCAGACCCAAAACCGCUGGACUCCCUUCAACCUUCAGGACCACAGGAACUGUUGAUGCUGAAGGCCAACAUGUUGCUGCAGCCACCGGAAGCCUGCAGCAACCAGAACCAUCGGAGCAACUGAGACCAGAACCAGGGGAGCAACCGGAACCAGCGGAGUCCAGAACCCCCUGAGACUUCAGCAUCUCCACAGGCCAGCAGUGUGGCAGAUUCCAGUUGAACGUGAAUCCUCCUCCCCCUGCAGACCCCCUGCGGUUCCCACAGGUAGAUUACAGAUGGACGUCUGUCCUCCUGGUUGGACGGAUGGACUCUGACUGAUCAGCCACCAACAAGAUGAACCGGCUGGUGGAGGCGGAGCUUGGCCAGGAGAUUGAGGGCAAGGUCCAGACCUGGGCUCAGUCUCUGGUCUACACCGUGGAGGAGCUGGAGUGUAAGAUCUGCUACAACCGGUACGACACCCGGAGCCGGAAACCCAAACUGCUGGGCUGCCUGCACCGCGUCUGCGCCAAGUGUCUCAGGAAGAUGGUGGACAUGGGAGACGCUUCGCCCACCGUCAUCAGCUGCCCGUUCUGCCGCCACGAGACCUUCGUCCCCGAUGAGGAGGUGUGGCUGAUGGAAGAUGACCGACACAUCAUGGCGGUUCUGUCCUGUCAGGACCGAGUCCAGCAGGACGGAUCAGCAGUUAAAGAUGGCGGCAGUUCAGAGGUGGUGUUGAGUCCCACUGCUCUGAAAGCAGCAGCAGCCGCGGGGACGGACGCGUCCCUCCGGUCCUCAGACUGCCUGGUCAUCACCAUCAUGCAGCUGCCGGACGACUCCCCGUCCCCGUCCCCGUCCCCGUCCUCGGUCAGCAUGAUCAAUGUGGUCGGUCUGUACCGGCCGCCCAGCCUGGACUCGCUGCCCUGCAGCUUUCCGUCUCAGAAGUGUCGCGCCUGGACGUCCCGCAGCUUCCCACGCUGCCUGCUGGGGGCGCUGUGCAUGGUGUACUUCAGCUCGCUGCCUCUGGGGAUCUACCUGCUGAUGAUGGGCCAGCUGCUGCUGGGCGUGGUUCUGGUCAGCCUGGUGCCGUCCACGCUGCUGCUGCUCGUUCUCUACGGAUUCUGCCAGUGCAUCUGCCACGAGGUGAGGGAGGCGAUCGCUGCGCGCAGGCUGCCAUGACGAUAACAAAGGCUGCUGCCAUGGCAACGAGGACACCAGAGCGGCGAAGCCACAGAAACACAAGACCUGAACUCUCAGCUGAUUCCUGAUUGGUGGAGGCGGUAAAGGCCCCGCCUCUUUUGAGCACCAGCAUCACUUUCUUGGCCAAAACAGAGACGGACCAGAAGUUUCAUCCUCACAGCCAGAGAGGGACGGGCUGGAAACUCCUGUUAGCAUGUUGCUAAUAACAUGCUCUGUAACAAUCUGUAUGUAAAUAUGUAAUUCUGUUUGUCAGUGAACCUCCUGACCACCAGGAAUAUUCCCAGUUUAACAAAAUAACCCAAACAUUGGAGACAUGCUAGCCUAGCCUAGCACGUAGACUGGUGAAAAUGGAUGUUAGGCUAAUGUAGCGCAAACACAAGAAAUGUUGGUAAAUGCUAUGGGUUAGGACUGAGUUAGCAUAAGGACAGUAAUAACAGGAAAGCAUUAGCAUAGCUUAGCACAAGAAUGGUAAACAGAGAGAAUGUGUUGAAUUUAGCAAAAAGACAGAGAAAGGGUUAACCUAGCUUAGCAAAAUACUGGAAAUUAAGGUAAAGUAUUACCAUAGCUUAGCAUAAAAAGUAGGAAUUAAGUGUUUUUCCAUCUUUGCAAAAUGAUUGUAAGUGAAAGUGUUAUGCUAGCUCAGUAUUAAAACAAAGCAAAGUGCAAGUGCUAGCUUAGCUUAGCAAAAUAACUGGAAGGGAAAGUGUUAGCCUAGCUUAGCAUGAAAAGUGAAAAAUGUUAGCCAUGGACAAAGAUAAGAAACAAAGUUGGGUAAUUUCUGUUUUCUCCUAACAUGAUGCUAAAUUCAGUUCUGUUGUCCGUCUCUGACUUCGCUACCGUUUCCAGUAUUUGUGCUAAGCUAACUGUAUUUUUGCUGAACCGAUUAUCCGCUGAAGCUCUGCAGAUAAUCGGUUUAAUUUCCUGUCAAAGUGCCAAUGUUUGACUUGAUCACUAAUCAAUAGUGUGUUAAUCAUGUGGCGAUUUGGACCUCCUGCCACUUCCUGUCCGUGUCGCAUGCGGACUGCCGACUUUUGUAGAAACUAAUAAAUGUAACGGAGACAAAACCA